CCAUGAGCGCGUUACCGAUCAGACAAACAAAUGAGCGCGUUACCGUGAUCAGCACAGCGCAACUCUCGCGAUCGUUCGAAACACAUGGCCGCCUACAGUGUUAACUUCUCGCAAUGAACUGGUAAAUAGAAACGCAACCUCCCGAAGUAGAAGAACGUCGAAUAUUUUUGCGCAUCAUUGGUACUCUCUGGCUUCAGGUGACAGGUUGACACCAUCGACAACAAACCGUUUAUAGCCAAAUUGCGAGCAGAACCAAAGGCCAGGCAAGCCACAACACAGGCUAGUGGGUGCUGUGAUGUCCUCGACCCCCAGCAGACUCAAACACCCACACUGCAGGAAGAAGCACUAUCCCAGUAGCACUUACCUCACCCACGUCUGACAGUCAACCACCGGACACAAGGUAUUCGGACGCCAGGUAGAGGACUUGACAGGAGAGAUUGAUAAACCAAGAGAGAUGUCGGACUCAGCUGGAAGUGGUGAAAGCGGUGGUGUUACAGGCGCAGGGCAGGACGCAGAAGCGGAUAAUGAGCCACCUCAUCGGCCACCACCUCUGCCUGAAGGCGACCGCUUAGAGGUAGCCGAGACUUCAGAGAAAGGGGUACCUACGUCUGCCAAGCGGCCCAGACUGAGCGAGGGGGGACAGGAACUGGAGCAGCUUGAUAAACCUGUCAAGAUGCACGAAGAAACGCCAGCACAGGCUGGCUUGCUGCGGAAAGACCCAGCCUCGCCAGCACAAAGAGAACCACUACAAUGUGGCGACAACGGUGGCGUAGGGGAAGAGGUGCCUGUCAGUGUGGGAGGUGAAGAAGAAUGCUGUCAGAAUGGAGAUGGAGGACUUGAUGCUCCCUUAGAAGAAGGAGAGGCGAAACCAGAGGAGGAGCAUGACGGUAUCGGAUCUGCAGACAGCCCCAGUGAAGGACAGCGCCUUGGCCUAGAUUUUACCCAGAAUCCCCAGAUGCUGACUGGUUCCUGGACCGAGUACUCCAACGUUCCAGAGAAUUACCUCAAAGGCUGCAAAUGGGCCCCCGAUGGUUCCUGUAUCCUGACCAACAGUGCAGACAAUGUGCUCCGGUUGUACAACCUCCCUCCAGAGAUUUACAGCUACAACUGGGACGUGCUUCCUGAGAUGAGUCCAGUGCUGAGGAUGGCAGAGGGAGACACCAUCUACGACUACUGCUGGUACCCCAAGAUGAGCUCUCUGGACGCGGACACGUGCUUUCUAGCCAGUAGUAGCCGUGACAACCCAGUCCACGUGUGGGAUGCAUUUUACGGGGAGGUGCGAGCCAGUUUCCGACCCUACAAUCACCUAGAUGAGCUGACCGCUGCCCACUCCCUCUGCUUCUCGCCCGAUGGAACGCAGCUCUACUGCGGCUUCGACAAAACUGUCAGGGUCUUCUACACCGAUCGGCCUGGAAGGGACUGUGAGGAGCGGCCUACCGUAGUGAAGAAGCAGGGCCAAAGUGGCAUCAUCUCCUGCUUUGGCUUCAGCCCUUGCCAGUCUGUUUAUGCCUGUGGCUCGUACUCCCGCUGCGCUGGCCUCUACUCCUGCCAAGACGGCACCCUGCUGGCUCUGCUGCCGACCCGCCACCACGGAGGCCUCACCCAUCUGCUCUUCUCCCCUGACGGCAACUACCUGUACACCGGCGGGCGCAAGGAUCCAGAAAUCCUGUGCUGGGACCUAAGAGAGCCGGGCAAGGUUGUGUUUUCACUUAAGAGAAACGUGGCCACUAACCAACGCAUCUACUUUGAUCUUGACCUGUCAGGCAGGUACCUGCUGAGCGGCAACACCGAGGGAGUGGUGUCGGUUUGGGACACCCUGACAGCUCCUCCUGAUGGCAAUGAGGACCUACUGCAGCCUCAGCUCAGGUUCCAGGCCCAUUGGGACUGCACCAACGGCGUCAGUAUUCAUCCCUUCAUGCCACUGUUGGCCACAUCCAGCGGGCAGCGUCAGUUCCCGUGGCCCGGCGAGAGUGAGGGCGACUCUGCCUCUGAGGGCGAGGGAGGUGAAGCUGUGAUGUCACCUCCGGAGGUCCGGCAAGACAACGCCCUGAGCCUGUGGUGGGCCGGCCCGCUCGGCCCUGCCCCCGAGGGGGACCCAGAGCCUCCGUUAGUUCAGCCCGCUGACACAGAUGGAGUUCCACCUGCCAUGUGAUAUUUAUUUUGGGAAUGUUUGGUAUGGAUAAAGCAAAUUAUGAGUCUUUUUGGCAUCAGCAGGUGGGGAAGUAUUUUCUGGAUCAUUUUAUUUAUUCAUUUUUCAUUGUUCCCUUAAACAUUUACAGUCAAAAUCAAUUUCUGAAAUAGAUUCUUAACAUAUCGCUUGCAAGUUUACCACAUUUACUGACGCAGUAUUUCACCUGCAGAGUUAAAAUGAAUGAAUUAUAGAACAUUGUUCAUCAGGUCAGUACAGAACAGAUGUCUCAGAUAAGAUGUGGAUUGCAUAAGGAUUGGAUUGAGACUAGAGCCCGACCGAUUUGUUAAGGCCGAUAUCGAUACAAAUAUUUUGGGAUUUAAAAAUUCUAUAUAU
Molecule: messenger RNA, 2524 nt
Organism: Perca flavescens (yellow perch)
Lineage: Eukaryota; Metazoa; Chordata; Actinopteri; Perciformes; Percidae
Gene: wrap53
Product: WD repeat containing, antisense to TP53
Exons: 11
Coding region: 455-2152 (565 amino acids)
Biological process (GO): Cajal body organization
Cellular component (GO): Cajal body
Molecular function (GO): RNA binding; protein binding
Source: RefSeq, a predicted model, not a curated record